AGCAAUAAACCGAGUCUAUAAAUUAAACUGGUACACAUGUAGUUAAAAUAAAAUGCAGUGUAAAACCGUGCGGGGUGAACCGUGAUGAAGUAUUUAUUUCACUUGUGCCAACUACUGGGGUGGAGAAUUCAUCGAAUUUAUUCCUUCACCUGCAGUUAUUCUUGCUUCGAAAUGCACGCCAAAUAGUGAUCACUGUCAUUUUUCAUAUUUUUUUCUCAGCCUACAUCUCUCUCUCCCUCUAUCUCUAUCUCUCUAUACUUAUACAUUUUCCUCUCGAGGGGUGCCGGGUAAUGUUGUGAUUGUCGCGAAGGGUGGAACCCCCAAGGGUGUUGUUCUGUUAUUGUGCAUCGCUCGGUCAGUGAUAUGGACCACGGCUGAUUACACUUCCACAAAUGUCCACAGACGGAUAUCCAGAUGAUCAUGCCAGGUAGAAGCUGAUGAACCGGAAACCAGCAAUGAUGUGACAAUAAAAAAUAUAUCUUCUUCUACACUUCGAUCCGGGGAUAUUCUUGGAUCCCUGGAAUUGUGCUUCCUAUAUAACUUAAAAGGGCAAAGAGAGAAAACUAAAGCUAGAAAGAGGGAAUUAACAGAAAGAAAGAGAAAAAAAAAGAAACCGAGAGUGGUGAUAAAACUGGUGCCAAAUUAAUAAGAAGAAACAGAGAACAAAACCGAUAACCGAAAGAACAACAGUGUGUCAAAAUAAAAUUCCAAUUUGUAAAGGAUUAUAAUCGUUGAUAAGAGAAAGUAAUAAACACAAUCUGAGCGAAACGACCUAAUUCGGUGCAAGAAAGACGAAUCGAAAAGGGUGGGGGAGAAGUAAGGGGUAAAGGAAAGUAUAAGGUGAUAAAAUGGGCAACAAGCUAUCGUGCAGUUGCGCGCCCUUAAUAAGGAAGGCUUACCGGUACGAGGACUCCCCGUGGCAGGCUGGAGCCAGGGGUGGAGUUGGCACCGGGGGAGGACGAAGGGCGGACACUGGUCACUUGCUCAGGUGCGGAAGCUUAAGAGAGAGGAAGAGGCUCUGGGCAGAGGUAUUCCACGUCAGUGCAAGCGGUGCCGGCACUGUCAAGUGGCAGCAGGUCUCUGAGGAUCUCGUUCCCGUCAACAUCACCUGUGUCCAGGACUCUCCUGAGUGCAUUUUUCAUAUCACUGCUUACAACAGCCAAGUCGACAAGAUCCUUGAUGUGCGGCUCGUUCAGCCAGGUACCAGGAUCGGCCAGGCGUCCGAAUGCUUCGUUUACUGGAAGGAUACCAUGACCAACGAUACUUGGGGUCUGAAUUUCACUUCACCAAUAGAUGCCAAACAAUUCAGAGAGUGCUGCUCACCUUCUUUCAAAUUCUCGAGAAAAGCUUCAUCCUCGUAUUCGCUGAAACUAGAACCACCGAACAAGCAGAAAAUAAAAACCCGAAGAAAGCCCCUCUCCACACCUGCGUCUCCAAGCCGCUCACGAGAACCACAAUGCACCUGCAUGACGCCGGAACAGUUCGCCAGACUCAGAACCCAGGAUCCGAGAUACAGAAACAUCUGUGGGGCGUCCACGUUGCCGAGAACCUUAGGGAGGUCAACAGAGAUGGAAAUGAUCCAAGGACGAGGAGACAAAAUAGCGGCAGCGACGUCGAGUGCGUCGCUCUACGACAACGUGAAUAACUCUAAUAGCACGCCAGGCAAGACACCGAAGUCCGGGGACUCGAUCAAGCUGAAGGAGAAGCAGCAGCAUAACGAAACCUGUCAAACGACACCGAAGACAGCGAACGUUGCCACGGGAACGGCUAACGUUGGAUCUCAGAUCGGAAGUCCCGAGGAGAAGUGUUCCACGGUAUCACCGAAGAAGGCGGCCAAACAGAGCCAGGAGACGUCGACGCAGCCGAAUGAGACUGAGCGAGAAACUCUCAAGUCCGAGGGAACUCAGGCGGGUGGUACUCUUCAGAACAAGUCAAUGCGCAAGGAGCAGCUACAUCACACGAAGUCAGCCGAUUAUACUGAGCUUGAGAUGCACAAUGGUAACAUGUUCAACAAUGUCAACAACAACAAUCAUGGCUCCCGACACUCCAAGAGCAAAAGCACCGACGACAUGCGGAUCGAAAAUGCUCACAACGGUGGCAUCAGCCUCGAUUCGAACACCCUGAAGAGAAUGCUCAAACCGAUGUCCAGCAUCGACAGCCCUGUAACCUCCCCCGAGAUGACCAGGAAGAGGCACAACCAUCACAGUUAUCAUUAUCAUCCUAAUAACAACAACCAAAAGUACUCAAUGUCCGAAGCUGAGAAUGAGAACUACGCGAAUCCAUACAGGAGCUCUCACAAUAACAAGUUUCAAGGAUCUAGGAGUUCACAUGAUAUGUGCAGGCAGUAUACUGGCGGCAGAGAGAGGAUGUACUUAGAUUUGGAACAUAAUCGGUACGCAGGUGACAUGUCGCCGCCCUCGGACAAUGUCAUAUUUGACAACCAGUGCUACGCGACCACACCAAGUUCGUCAAAUGGCAAUUCUGACAUGGAACAGCAGCCGAAUCACUGCAACUCGAGGCAACGCAACGGGGGUCAAACAUAUCAGCAGCAGAACAUGACUUCAGUAUCAACGCCGGGGAGUCCGACUAGCCGAUUACUCUUGGAGUACGAAAUGCACCUAAGGAACACUCUCGCCAAGGGAAUGGACGCCGAGAGCUACAGCCUCCACACCUUCGAGGCCCUCCUCACCCAGAGCAUGGAAAAUUUAGAAUUCGCUGAAAAUAUACCGCUCAACGUUCAACGCACACCGCACAUUUCCAGGAGACGAUCGAACUCGAACAAGUCUUCUACCCUGCCUCUGUCCUACCGAUACUGCAACGAGCGUCAGAACAGCAAAGACCGCGAUGGAUAUUAUAGUGACAGGAACGAGAUUAUAAGAGAAAAAAGAGAACGAGAUGCUGACAGAGACCGAGGCUAUCUCAGCGAUUAUAAUUCAAGAUGCUCUACCUGCAUUGAUGAGUCAGCACGGGCUCACUGGUUCCGUCAUUCGGAUGGUUGGCAAUCGGGAAGUUCAACUUUGGGUUCCGCAGCCUCGAACUCGGGGAAUCCGUCGUACACAGGACACAAAAGAUCACCGUGGGAUUCAUUGCCAUCACUGAGACACGAGGGAAGCCUAAAUGAUAGCGGGUACAAAUCUAACAGGACUGAUUCCAUGGAGCAGAGGGGGACCUUUGACAGGCAAGACAGCGUAAGGUCGGACUACAUGUCGGAUAGGGACGGAAGAUACGGAGGCAUCGUUCAGCAGGCAUCCGUUGAGAGCACCGAUUCAAGACUGUGUUACCUCACGUCAUCUGAGAUGUCCGACGACGACCGGAUGUCACUGACAACAGCAGUGAGCGACGAUGACGAUGGUGAAAGUGUGAUAAACUCACCAUACCGAGGCAAGCAGACGGGCACAGCUGCAGCGUCUUUUAAUUGCACCGGUGCUGUCCGAAAGGCGGGGUUUCUCAGCGUCAAAAAAUGGCUGCUGCGCAAAAAGCACCAGAUCGAACUGGCCAGAAAACGUGGCUGGAAGGGAUACUGGGUUUGUCUUAAGGGUACGACCCUUCUUUUCUACCCGUGCGACUCCCAUGAAAGCAGGUCCGUCGAGGCGGCACCGAAGCAUCUGAUCAUCGUCGACGGUGCCAUAAUGCAACCGAUUCCAGAACACCCGAAGAGGGACUACAUCUUCUGUCUGAGCACAGCAUUUGGCGACGCUUAUCUGUUCCAGGCUCCGUGUCAAGUGGAGUUGGAAAACUGGGUGAACAGUAUUCACUCGGCGUGUGCAGCGGCAUUCGCGCGUCAUCGCGGAAAGACUGGAACACUUCAUCUUCUUCAGGAAGAGAUAUUCCGGCUGGAGAAGGCGAUCGAAUCGGAUCACAAGUUAAAACACAUGGCGGAUUUACAGCAAUCCGUGGUUUCCGACGCCGAGACGAAGCAGCAAAUAAACAACCAGAUCGUACAGUGGGAGGAGAACCUGGAACGUCUUCAUUGCGAACAGUUUCGGCUGAGGUGCUACAUGGCGAGCUUGCAGAGCGGGGAGUUGCCAAAUCCGAAGAGUCUCCUGACGCACGUAUCCCGGGCAACUAAGCAGACCCUCAACAAGCUGGGAGUGUUCACCGUCUCUUCGUUUCACGCGUUUAUUUGUGCCCGAAGUCCAUCGCUCUUGAAUAAUUUACUCGCUGGUCGCGGGGCGACAAAGAGAAGGCCACCAUUACUGUCCAGAUCUAACAGUGGCUCGAGCAAACGAUCCUUGCAGAUAUCUUCGAGGGAUGAGGAAAAGACCGUCAAGGUUUUGGUGCCGGAGAACCAGCUGGUCUCGGUUUUCCUGCGCGACGCCAUGUCGGUCGAAGAAUUUCUCGCCAGUGCUUGCAGCCGCAAGAGUUUGAACCCCAUGGAGCACUUUGUCCGAGUGAAGAAACGGCGCGACAUGGAAGAUCACAACUACUUCGUACCGCACAGAACUGAUCUGAUAGAGACUUACCUUCACACACACGAGAUCGUUGAAGUGUGCGCCAAGAUUUUAUACCAAGUCGAGCUGCAGCGGAACACCUUGGACCAAAUGUGGGGUUUCUCCGUCGAGGCUGAACUGAUCGAAAAUUCCGACAGACAGGAUGAGCUCUGCUGUUAUGUCAGCCGGGUCGAAGACAAGAGUGUCGCUAUGCAGAACGGUAUAAUUAAAAGUGAUGAGAUAAUGGUGAUAAACGGGGCGAUCGUCAGUGACUUGGAUAUGAUGUACCUGGAGAGUGUUUUGCAAGAGGAAUUGGCCUUGUGCAUGAUGAUGCGCUCAUCGAGGACGGAACCUCCAGAUUUAUCGGGGAUCAUGCGUGUGACCGAUGACAUAAUUGAGAGUCUGGUCUGCCCGCCUCCGCCUUCAGAUCCACCAGUCAUCAGCGAAGAGAUGAUAACUGGCCUGAUUGUUCCUGCACCGGGAUGGAGCAAAGAAGGCAUGCUGCAGGAAUGCCCCUCCAUGUCUCACAUGGAGAACGGAAAACAGACGUCGAGGACGAAUUCAUUCGAGAUAGAAAAUCUGCUGAAAACAGCCGAGCAAGUCACCGGAUUUUGCCGAUCGCCUGGUGAGACCAGGAAGUCCAGUCCGACCGGAAGCGUAAUCAGCUCACAUUCUCAGGCACACACGCCUAGCAGGCAACUCAGCGAUGCUGAGAAACUAAAAAAAGUCAUAUUGGAAUUGAUAGAAACUGAACGGACUUAUGUAAAGAAUUUAAAUAAUUUGCUGGAAAAUUAUCUAGAACCCCUGAAACGUGAAACAUUUUUAUCGAAUGCAGAAAUAAAUGCGCUGUUUGGAAACAUACAAGAAAUCGUAACGUUUCAACGGCAAUUUUUGCAAAAUUUGGAUCACGCCAUCGAAAUGGAAUCGGAUUUCAACAAUUUCGAUCACCCGAGUCAAUUCAAGGGGGUCCUGUUUUCCAUCGGAAGUGCCUUUUUGUAUUAUGUAAACCACUUCAAAUUGUACAGUUCAUUUUGCGCUAGUCAUUCAAAGGCUCAGAAGGUUCUACAUCCCAACGAAGGCAAUCAAGCGCUGCAAGAAUUUCUAUCCGCGAGAAAUCCACGCCAACAACACUCGUCGACUCUUGAGUCUUACUUGAUCAAACCAAUCCAGAGAAUUCUCAAAUAUCCUCUCCUGCUUCAGCAGUUGAGAAACCUGACCGACGAGCACAGUGAGGAACACGAGCACCUGAUCGAGGCUCUCAAGGGAAUGGAAAAGGUAGCCGAACACAUUAACGAAAUGCAACGAAUUCACGAGGAGUACGGAGCGAUAUUCGAUCACCUAUUCAGACAGCAUCAAAAGUCUUGUAAACAACCAAUCGACCUGAGUCCGGGAGACCUCCUGUACUAUGGUGGUGUGGAGUGGCUCAACAUCUCGGACUUUUUGGGAAAGAUAAAAAAAGGUUUAGAGCUGCACGCGAUGUGCUUUGUGUUUAAAUCAGCGGUGGUAUUCCUUUGCAAGGAGAGGUUGAGGCAGAAGAAGAAGCUGAUGGGCGUAUCGACGAAGGCGAACUCCAGCGAGGUAGAAAUCAUUCGUUACCAGGUGCUCAUCCCUGUCACUGAAGUCCAGGUUCGAGCAAGCUCAGCGAAAGACAUGGAAUCACACUUCCUGUGGGAAUUGAUCCAUCUUAGAAGCCAACUUCAGCGACGCUCUGAGAAAGUUUACGUGUUGUCAAACAGCACGACUGACUUCCGCAACGCGUUCCUGAAGACAAUACGUCAGAUAAUCCGUGAGUCGGUGAGAAACAUGAGCAUUCCGUCGACGAAGCAGAACAUGUCACAACCGUCGAUAUCGAUAUCACCUCGUAUGUCAACCGGCCACGUUGAGAAGUUCGAGAAGCCGGUGAGCCAGGGUCAAGUUCAAAAUGGGAACAACACCGUCUCGAAGAAGAGUGCAAAGCAGCAGAUGCUGGCCAACCAGCACAACGUCAAGCGGAAGUACAGCCAGUCGAAGCACACCAUUGACCACGAAAGCUCGGAGGACAAGGAGUUCGAGGAGGCGUCCACGAACCCAACGACAUUCCGAUCGAGGAGCAAAACCAUCAGCGACAGCUCGGGAGUAGCGGGGACUGUCUUGAUUGCAGGUGAAGUUAAGGUGGACAUGGAUUCCGGAACAAAGUCAGAGGGGGAAGAAGACUCCCAGGCUUUCGUAGGGGAGAAGAAAACAACCUUAGGUCGAACCCCGAACCACUUGACUUUGAGCACAACGUCGACAAUUUCGGCAGGUAGCACCGGCAGUCAAGCAAGACUGAUUCAGUCCUCUCACCAGCCCGAGAACUACCAGCCAAUUACCGUCAAGGAACUCGGUUCGCCGAUAUGGAAGCCGAGAGAGCUGCCGUCGAUGGGCGAAGCCACCACUUUGCCACGGAAGGGUAAGUCGGCUGGAGAGUUCGCGGAAAUCUCCUCCGCUCACAGCGCGUCCCGAAAAUCUUUAGUAGAAAUCAAUAAUUGUGCUCAACAAUCUAACUUUAAUAAUCACGUUUAAGUUAUAUACACAAUUAAAAUUACGUAUAUAUUAUAUUAUACAUUAUAAAUUAUAUAUUAUACAUACAUGAUGCAUACGUAUAAU
Molecule: messenger RNA, 7055 nt
Organism: Diprion similis
Lineage: Eukaryota; Metazoa; Arthropoda; Insecta; Hymenoptera; Diprionidae
Gene: sif
Product: protein still life, isoform SIF type 1
Exons: 30
Coding region: 849-6971 (2040 amino acids)
Biological process (GO): small GTPase-mediated signal transduction; positive regulation of axonogenesis; activation of GTPase activity
Cellular component (GO): membrane; synapse
Molecular function (GO): protein binding; guanyl-nucleotide exchange factor activity
Source: RefSeq, a predicted model, not a curated record